Messenger RNA from Cajanus cajan (pigeon pea), 1078 nucleotides. RefSeq names its product large ribosomal subunit protein uL18c. The record is from RefSeq and is a predicted model, not a curated record. Gene Ontology annotation, molecular function: structural constituent of ribosome; 5S rRNA binding. Gene Ontology annotation, cellular component: ribosome. Gene Ontology annotation, biological process: translation. Lineage: Eukaryota; Viridiplantae; Streptophyta; Magnoliopsida; Fabales; Fabaceae.
GGUAGACGCCCUGAAAAGGCAAAGCUAUAGUGAUUACUGAGGAGUAGAGAUAGAACAUAGAAGGAUAAGGUGAGGAUAAUCCGAAGAAACGGUUGUUUGUGUGAAGUUGUAAACAAUGUUAGCUUCUUCUUCGCUCUCCUUCCUUCAUUCUUCAUUCGCAAUUUCACCGCCAAAUCCCAAACCCUCUCUCCCCUUUCCUUUCGCCAUUGAAGCCAAAACCAGGACCCGCAGGGAAGACAGAACCGCUCGCCACACUCGCAUCAGAAAGAAGGUUGAAGGGACACCGGAGAGGCCGAGGUUGUCGGUGUUCCGCUCCAACAAGCAUCUCUCCGUGCAGGUCAUUGAUGACUCCAAGAUGUGCACGCUUGCUUCCGCUUCCACCAUGCACAAGGCCGUGGCUCAAGAGUUCAACUACACUUCUGGCCCUACAUUGGAAGUAGCAAAGAGGAUAGGUGAGAUCAUUGCCAAGUCUUGUUUGGAGAAGGGGAUCACAAAGGUGGCCUUUGAUCGAGGUGGAUACCCUUACCAUGGCCGUGUUCAAGCACUUGCUGAAGCAGCUCGUGAACAUGGCCUAGAUUUCUAAACCAAUGACUUUGUUAUGAUCCAGUGGCUCCUAUUCAUCUAUCAAAUUCUUCUUAGUUGAAGACUGUUUUCCUCUAAUCAUCCUUAAAAUGUAAGCUGUGAUUAUAUUGUGUUCAACUCUUACCAUCACUAGUGUUAGACGAACACUAUAACAAGCCAAAGCAGGAAGGACUAAGGAGAGUGAUUCAUUUCAAGCUACUGCUAUACUGUUAUAGAAUACAUGUAAUUUGAAAUUCAGGUUAUCGCUCAGAUUAGUCAGUAGUGUAUAUAUGAAUUCCCAGAACCCCCCUUUGUCCAUUUAUGCUAAAAUGGCCUAGAGAGUUGAGACAUGAAGAAUCACAUAAAAUGUUGUCUCUCCAGGGGAAUUAUCAUCAAAAUACAGCUGAACACUUUGAUGGAAUAGUCCGAGAGCCAUAUUCAACCCAAUCUGCUAUACUUUCCUUCACAAGAUCAUCAUCCUCGGAUUGGCAAUAUAUGGUCGCGUUUAUUACCAUGA